UAAAAUUAUAAUAAAGCGCAUGGGAGAUAACUACAAAUUUUUUCUAAAAAAAUUCGUGAGUGGUGUGAAAACCGAAAUCAUAAAAUAAAUAUCCAGGGUAUAAACAAUAUAAGAAUUUAGUCAUGACAGAAAAGGAAACAUACAUAGAGAGAACAGGCGUAGUAAAAGACGAAGCGACAGGUGAAUUAUUCAUUCCUGCAUCAAGACGGCCAGAUGGUACAUGGAGAAAGCCACGUAAAGUGAAAGAUGGAUACAUUCCACAAGAUGAAGUCCCAACGUAUGAAAAUAAAGGUGUUCAAUGGAUGAAGAGUAAACCUUCAUUACCACCUGGCAUGAGUCCUGGACAAGAACCACCUAAAACACAUGUACAGGAAGACACAUCAGCUAUGUCAAAGUCAGCAAAGAAAAACAUGAAAAGAAAAGAGAAAAAGAAACAAGGUCAAGGUGAAGGACAGAGCAGCCAAGUAGAUCACAUAGCAGACUCAUUAGCUAAAACAGACAUAAAAACAAAAUCAAAAAAAUCUGAUUCAACAAAAAAAUCAGAUUUAACAAAAAAAUCAGAUUUAAUAUCAGUGAAAACAGUGGAGCCUGAAUCAAGUGAAUCAAAUGACAAAGCCAGUAUUGAGAAAAAGUUGCGUAAUGUGAAAAAAAAGCUUAAACAAGUUGAAGAUUUAGAAGCCAAGAUAAAUUCAGGUGACUUGAAAGAACCUGAAAAGGAGCAGUUGGAAAAAAUAGCCAAAAAAUCGUCAUUGCUAGCAGAAAUUCAAGAUUUACAAUUAGACUUGAAAGCAUUAUAAUCAGAGAUAAAUGAAAUAAAAAUGAAGUUAUAUAAUUGCA
This is a messenger RNA of Mytilus trossulus (common blue mussel), 837 nucleotides long. RefSeq names its product partner of Y14 and mago-like. Gene Ontology annotation, biological process: exon-exon junction complex disassembly. The transcript has 3 exons. NCBI's taxonomy places the organism in Eukaryota, Metazoa, Mollusca, Bivalvia, Mytilida, Mytilidae. The coding region runs from base 123 to 797 and encodes 224 amino acids. Gene Ontology annotation, molecular function: RNA binding. Gene Ontology annotation, cellular component: exon-exon junction complex; cytoplasm. The record is from RefSeq and is a predicted model, not a curated record.